UUACUGGGCAUUUUGUGGUAUUUAACUGUAGAAAAUACAGCAAAGGCUAACAGUGCAGGCUCGCUGAACUACGAGUGGCGUGAUGUGAGAAAACUUUGGUGAAAAACUGAGAAAUAUCCCUUUGAUUCAGGAAAUUUUCAGUAUUUAGUAACCCAGAAGCUUGUGGCGCCCCCUGUUAUCCUGCGGCCCUGGACAGUGAGCCAUAUGGACCCAUAUGAGAAUGCCAGUGAAUUCAGAUCUAAAUAAAGCAUGCCUUUUCUUCCGCCUUUCUACUUCCCUCUACAGCUCUGCACAAACAGCCCGCAAAUUUGAUGUGUUAAACUUCCUCCUUGAAGGCUCGCGCACACACUUGUCAAAGCGCAUCCUCCCAACCCCCUCCCUCUGCUGCUUGCUGCUCUGCCUCUCGGUCUGUUCCUUUAAAAACCAGCAAGCCCACGCCUCGAAAAGCGGCUUGUUCCGGCUUGCCCCUGUACAUAUCUUUUAUCCUUGCUCGCCACAUGAAAAUAGUGCCCCCCUCGAUAGCUGCGCACCACCAUCUAUCUGUGCUAGGCCCACGAACGACAUUCUCAUCCAUUAGCUCGGAGUAUGAAUGAUGCGUAGCCGCGCAGCAGCAGCAGCAGCAGCGGCGGCUCCGUGCCAGUGCAGCCCGAUGCUGCUGGUGGUGGAGAGUCUGAAGCGCAGCUCUGGCACCAUCACCGCAGGCGGAGCGAUACCAUCAUCUCCUCUCAGCGUUGGUUUGUGAAGCAUAGGGUGUGUGGCUCAGAGUACCUGAGCUUCCGUCAAGCGCGGUGGGAAAUACGUGCAGAGGAGCGCAACUGGACCAGAUAGCGCGCCUACUUGUAGCAAAUGCGCUGAUAUGCGUUACCAGGUCAUUCUAGCGCCAGGAAGCAUCCAUCUGCUGCUGCUAUUUUGAAACUGAUGAAGAUUUUUUUGUUGUUGUUGUGGGUGACCAGGAAAUGUUUACUCUGAUGUUUUGGUGUGCUUGAGCGUUUUCGUUGGCACUGGCAAAAGCGUGCUGUGGCCAGGGCUCGUGACAUGCAUUCCCCCUGAGCUUGGUGACGCCUCCUUCAGCAGCACGGUGGCAGGAUGCCGGUGCAGGCAGCCCAGUGGACAGAGUUUCUGUCCUGUCCCAUCUGCUACAAUGAGUUUGACAGCAGCGGCCACCAGCCCAUCAGCUUGGGCUGCUCCCACACGGUGUGCAAAACGUGCCUGCACAAACUGCACCGCAAGGCCUGCCCCUUCGAUCAGACGCCCAUCAGCACGGACAUCGACCUGCUGCCGGUCAACUGCGCCCUGCUGCAGCUGGUUGGAGCACAGGUCCCAGAUGUUCCUCCUGUGAGUCUGAGCAGUGCAGCAGAUGUUGAGCACUAUGACCUCUGCCGACUGUGUGUAGAAGAGCUGGCUCUCUACCUGAAACCUAUCAGUGGUGCCAAAGGUGUGGCGAACUUGAGUCCGAGCGUGCUCAGUAGGCCCAUGCAGAGAAAGCUGGUUACUCUGGUGAACUGUCAGCUGGUAGAAGAGGAGGGUCGUGUGCGGGCGGUCCGGGCAGCCCGCUCACUGGGGGAACGGACUGUAACCGAACUCAUCCUGCAGCACCAGAACCCCCAGCAGCUCUCUGCUAACCUCUGGGCAGCGGUGAGGGCGCGGGGCUGCCAGUUUUUGGGUCCUGCAAUGCAAGAAGAUGCACUGAAGCUGGUUUUACUAGCUUUGGAGGAUGGUUCUGCUCUGUCUAGGAAGGUGCUGGUUUUGUUUGUGGUCCAGAAGCUUGAGGCCCGGUUCCCCCAGGCAUCCAAAACCAGCAUAGGCCACGUGGUGCAGCUGCUGUACAGGGCCUCCUGCUUUAAGGUGACUAAGCGGGAUGAGGAUUCCUCCCUAAUGCAGCUGAAGGAGGAGUUUCGAACGUAUGAGGCGCUAAGGAGAGAACAUGACGCUCAGAUUGUCCACAUUGCCAUGGAGGCAGGCCUUCGAAUUUCUCCUGAGCAGUGGUCCUCUCUCUUAUAUGGAGACCUAGUCCACAAAUCACACAUGCAGUCCAUAAUUGACAAGUUGCAGUCUCCAGAAUCAUUUGCAAAGAGCGUUCAGGAACUGACUAUUGUUCUGCAGAGGACGGGAGACCCAGCCAACCUCACAAGCCUUAGACCACACCUAGAGCUACUGGCCAACAUAGACCACAACCCAGAUGCCCCUCCGCCGUCCUGGGCAGAGCUGGAAAGCGUGAUGCUGGCUGUAAAGCUGGUGGUUCAUGGACUGGUGGAGUUCAUACAGAACUUCAGCAAAAAGAGCCAUGAAACUCCACAGCCCCAGGCCAACAGCAAAUAUAAGACCAGCAUGUGCAGAGAUCUUCGUCAGCAGGGAGGCUGUCCCAGAGGAACCAGCUGUACAUUUGCGCACACACAAGAUGAGCUGGAGAAAUUCAGACUGAGGAACAAGAAGAGCGGCAGCGUGGUCCGGCCAUUCUCUUUAGCCAGCAAAGGCCUCAAAGAUGCAGAAGAAAACAUGGAGGAAGCUUCCAGCAUGACACACCCGCUGCUGAUCUCUAGAGGGUCAGGCAGUGUGGAAGAACUGAAAAGAGCUUUGACGAAUGGAACCAGUGGGGCUAACGGGCCUAACAGAACCAAAUCAGGGUCCACAGAGCUGAAGCCCAUGUCCCCUCCCAGGACUCCAGUCAGCCACUCUUCAGCUUCCUCUCCUUUGAGUUCUGCAGGUGGUGCUGAUGUCAGCGCUCCUCUUGCUCGACAUGGUCAGUUCAUCAUCUCCUCUCCUCACCCUUCUCAGGCAUCAGAGCUAUACUACCAGGAACCUCACCCUGGUUAUGACACAGGGCACUUUCAGCCAAACUCAGGUUCUUACUAUCCAUCUGCUCUUCACCCUCCUCACAAAUCCUGCAUGGCUCGGUUCCUUCGGUCCUCCAAUGUCCAGGAAUCCUCGCUGCCGCCUUCGUCUGGCAUUUCCUCUUACCACAAUGACCACCAGGCUCCUCACCCAGCCUCAUCCCCUUCAUCAGGGUUUCCCCCUAGAGACCAGAUGGGAGCCCCCACCUUCCAUCCCCAUCCAGGACAGGGUCAAUACAGACAUUUGGCUCCUGUGCAUGGUGUUUAUGCUCCUCUUUAUGACAGCAGGAGAGUAUGGAGGCCUCAGCUGUACCACAGAGAGGACGCCAGGAGUAACUCACUGCCUCCAGAAGUUCUUCACUCCUCUGUCUACCAGCCUCCACUCAGGGAGCGAUUCAACUCUCUAGACAGUAACUACUGCUCUGGAGCGGAGCACCGUGCUGGGCUGCACAGGGACUAUGGACGGGUUCCCCUGGGAUAUGAGGAUCUAUUUAGACAGAAGCAGGAACACUGGACUCACAUCCACCACCAUCACAAUCCCAACAGGCCCUCCCAGUCUUCCCCCAUAUUCACCACUGAUUUUGGAGCAGAGCAUGUAGAAAGCAGUGGAGGUCAGUGUAUGGGAUGUAGGUUCAGGGGCGAGGACAGUUUGGCCCGUUACUCUCCGUGGUCCUGCGGUUCUGCCGGGCCCAGCCUUAGCCCCUUUGAGCCUGAACCUCUCAAACACACCCCAGCUCACUCCCAUUCCCACUCGGAGCAUCUGGAAGUAGACUGUAUUGAAGGAGGCCAAGGUGUUGUUAGCGGCACAGGAAAACGAUGGCCGCCCUCAUUGGAUCACUACCGACGUUUGAAAGAGGAAGAUCCAAUUAUUCCCUUCAGUGAGGCGCCCAUCAUCUCAAAGUGGGGUGCCAUUUCUAGGGCAUCACGCACAGGUUAUCAUACCACUGACCCCGUCCAAGCUACGGCCUGCCAAGGUAGCGCCAGCACCACAGCAAUAAACUUCAAAGAUUACAACCACCACUUUGAUCACAGCGACUAUAGGUGGAGCUCCAGAGGAUCAGACUCCUCUAGCCACUCCAGUUUCCUCGAGAGUGAGCAUCUUUGUGCAACGGAGCUGAAUGGCCAUCGAACUUCAAUAAGCAGUGGAGAGAAAAUUGUGUUGGACCACCUGCAAGCCCACCAGACAACCUUCCAACGGGAUCAAAACCGAACAGAAAGCGAAUCUGACCCGGAUCGAGACAUUGAGCUUGAACUGCGAGCGCUUGACAUGGAGGAUUCAGAGCACCAUGGGAUCAAGUCUCAGGAGUGUUUAGAUCUGUCCAACCCCGAGUCUCAGGAUGCUUCCCACCUCCUCCCACCUCCCUGCUCAUCUCCUCUGUGCUCCUCCCCUGUAGAGGAGCACACCCAGUCAGAAAGUCUACUGACAGAGAAAAUGGAUCCACUCCAGCUAAAAAAGAUGGCCUUUAGGAAAUCUCUGUCCCCUAUAGUGCUGGGAUCAGGAAGUCUGGGCAUCAGUAAGCUGGUGCUACGAACCGGACCUCCACAACUACGCGACUCCUCCACCAGGACUCAUCCUGAGACGCCUGGGAAGGAGAUGCUGCUCAAUUGAAGCUAAAGGAACACACAAUCUGUCCUGCACUGAUCAAGAGCUGAGUCACUUCUUCUCAAACAAGAAUCUUUUACAACAGGGAAUUAUUAUUUUUUUUUUUUCCCAAUUUGAAUAGGUGAAGGUGUUUUUUGACAUCUAACCAAUCACCUAACAGAACCUUUGACAUGCAGUGAUUUAAGUGACUGAAGCCAAUGAUCUUCCAGAGCUUCACUCGUGGACUUGGGGGACUAAAUUUGUUAUGCUCCAGUAAAUUCUACAUCCAAUAACAGGUCAUGUUUUCACCACAUUUUUCAAUGUGUGGUUGCUUUUUAGCGUGUGCCUUUGAAGAGUUACUUCCCGUAAAAGCAGGCAUCAAUGAGAAUUUAGGAUCUGUACAGCUUCUUGUAGGAUAAUUUAUUCUCUUUUAAAUCUUGAAACGUUGGUCAGUUAUUUUCUGCCUUUUUUCAGAAUUUCCUUAUAUUUUGUGUUUGCUCUCUCUCUCUCUGGACAGCUUCAUGUGGUCACAGCUUUGGGCCAUUUGGCAAAGUGGCCUUUUUACGUUUUUCGGUGUCUCUUUGUUCCAUAGUAUGCCUUAUUUCAAAGGAAGGGAUAGAAAACAUAACAAGACGUGCUGUGAAACAGACUGUUUCAGGAGAUACUAACUAUCCACAGUUAUAACCCUCUAAGGACUUUUUCAACAAAACUAUUAAUAAACUGUUAUUGAGCACAUAGAAAACACUUUAUCUCAACAUACAAACCCUGCAGAAAGGGUUUUCCUUGCAAAGAUUUAUAUUUAUUUGAAGGAUUCUUUUUGUCUUUGCGCCUGUAGUUUUUAUCCUCAGCUAGUUGAUCCCACCAGAUCAUAGCCUAACUAGUGCAUUAUGCAUUUAUAAUUUCUAACAAGUGAAACAGAAAUUCUAAAUUGCACUCUGUUAUUUUUAAUAUUAAAAAAUAAUUCACAAAAAACAAUUGGGCUGAACAGAUCAGAUUUCAGAUUGAGGGUAUUUCUGAACAUUUGAGAAAGUACACAUAGCUAAUUCAGCCAAUAUUUAAAGAACAGAGAGAAAAUCUAAAAUCCACUGAUAACAUGACUUUUCAUGAGUCAUAAGAUAUCUAUACAGACCUCUGACUGUCACAGGACACAGUGCCUGUCAAAAACCCCGUUUGCAUAUAUUCUUUGAUGGUUGUAGGUUACAUAGUUUAAUUUAAGUCAUGUUUAUCUUUCUUUUUGUAGAAGUUCUUUACAAUGACUUUUUUUUUCCAAUGUUAGCAUUCAUGCACUUAUAAACAAGGACAUUGGUUUGCUUUUGAAGCAGAAAUGAUCAUUUAAGUAAACAUAAAGCAGUCAAAUGCACAAAGAAACUGUGCAGAGAAACAAUAGCUCAAACUGUCCUUGAUUUUUUAAAAAUCAACCUCCUUAUAGAGUUGUUGAUUUUGCUCUUGAAAUUAUUUAUAAAAAAUGCUCAUUUUGUAACCCAGUCCAUUUUAUCUGCUGUCUGUACAAUAAUCACAAUUUGUGCUGGAUGUUUUUAAAGGUGAAGUCAACAAAAGGAGAGGAACUCCACCAGUUGUUUAUCACUGUUUGCAAUCACUGUUUAACUUCUCCAAAACAUUUGGAUUAUUGUUGUUUUAGUGAUGCUAACUUCUGUGAAGUUGUACGUUAAGGUAUUUUUGUAUCUGGAUCUUUGUUUUUCAUGUUUCCUCUUUUGUCGAUUGCUGGCUUUAAGGUCGGUUCGCUAUGACCUACUUUACUGGAGUUAACAGUUGACUUCCAUACACUGAGACCCCCCUCAAGAUAAGAUAAGAUAAGAUUUAUUUGUCAUUGUCAUCAACAGAUUACAACGAGAUUGAGAUUUGCUCGACUCGA
This is a messenger RNA of Xiphophorus maculatus (southern platyfish), 6286 nucleotides long. RefSeq names its product ring finger and CCCH-type domains 2 (gene rc3h2). Gene Ontology annotation, molecular function: metal ion binding. The record is from RefSeq and is a predicted model, not a curated record. Bases 1087 to 4440 code for a protein of 1117 amino acids. NCBI's taxonomy places the organism in Eukaryota, Metazoa, Chordata, Actinopteri, Cyprinodontiformes, Poeciliidae. The transcript has 20 exons.